Molecule: messenger RNA, 4245 nt
Organism: Lasiodiplodia theobromae
Lineage: Eukaryota; Fungi; Ascomycota; Dothideomycetes; Botryosphaeriales; Botryosphaeriaceae
Product: Pek gcn2 protein kinase
Exons: 11
Coding region: 1-4245 (1414 amino acids)
Biological process (GO): DNA damage checkpoint signaling; regulation of translational initiation by eIF2 alpha phosphorylation
Molecular function (GO): eukaryotic translation initiation factor 2alpha kinase activity; protein binding; ATP binding
Source: RefSeq, a predicted model, not a curated record
AUGGCUCCGACCAAAUCCCCGUGGAAGAAGAUCGCGACCGCACCCAAGACUCCGACUAAGACGAAUGGCAAAUCUGCUGCGCGCCCAUCCCCGGCGAAAGCCCAGCAGUCCGAAGAUGCUGCAGCCCCCACGCCACAAGCUGCAACCGCCAACUAUGCCCAGGCCCAAGCCGACGAGAUCGAAGCCUUGAAGGCCAUUUUUAUGGAGGAAUAUGAGGACGUUGAAACUAAAGGAGCCUGGAGCAAAACCGCUGACCGCGCGUUCAAGCUUGCGCUCAAGUCCUACACUAACUCAGACAUCAACGCCCUCCUGUCCGUCCGAUUCACAGCCACCUAUCCCAAGACUAUCCCAAUUCUAAAACUUGAGGCCACUAAUGGUUUGCGCACCAAAACCCAAAAAGUUUUGGAGGACCUCGUGAAGACGAAGCCCAAUGAGCUUCUCGGUGAGGUCAUGAUCUUCGAGAUCGCCACCGCCAUUCAAGAGUUACUCGAGGAUGCUGUCGCCGACCGCAAGGAAGAUCAAGCCGUGCCGAGUCUGGAAGAAGAGCGCCAGGUCCACGAGGCCGCCGCCGAAGAGCUAGCCAGGAAGCAGGAGGAAGAAAGGCAGAAGAAGAUAGAGGAAGAAGAAGCAGAGCAGGACCGCAUCUUCAAGCACAUGGUGGAUCAGGAGUUGAAUAGGCGGAAGGAGCAGAAGCGGCAGACCAGAAUCAUCUCUGCUGCUGCUGCUACAGAGACUAGCAUGAUCUAUGAAAUCGAAAAUGGCCCAAUGAGGCCGCUCCGCCACGGACCUGUCGCCCAGGUAUACGCUGUCAUUCACAAGUCGAUUCCGCUCGCCUUCAAGAAGGCUCUCGUUAAGGCUGAAAACAAUCCAGCCCGCGUGAAGAAGCUCGUCGAAGAGUUCGACCAGGCUAUGGAAGACCUGAGAAACGUGUCGCACGAGAACGUCAUCACCAUCCUCGAUUUCAAAAUUGAUAGAGCACCGGAGGGCGCAGAAUGGAACAUCAGCAUUCUUUCAGACUUUGCCGAUAGAGGGUCCCUUGUCGACCUGUUCCAAGCACUCGACUACUUGCAUCGCAGUGGUGUGAUCCACAAGAGAGUCCAUCCAGGCAAUGUACUCUUCUGUGAACCUGCUGAAGGUGGUCCACUGUUUGUCAAGUUGGCAGACGGCGGUUUCCAACAGUGCCUUCACAAUGCCAUCGACGUCGCUCGAGGAGCCGAAAAGGCUGAGUCAGCGAGGUCUGCCUAUUGGACGGCUCCCGAGCUUCAAGAUGGCAACGGUAGGCCCUCGAGGAAAACGGACAUCUGGGAUCUAGGCAUUGUCUUCUUACAAAUGCUGUUUGGCCUCGAUGCACCCCAGAAGUACAGUUCCCCGGGAGCACUGAUGGAGGAUAUGGAUAUCUCAGCACCCCUCGAAGAGAUGAUUCGCAAUAGCUCGAUACCCAUAGCUGGUCGUCGAAUCCGCCAGCUUGGUCGCCUCGGAAGGGGAGGAUAUGGCGAGGUCGUCAAGGCACGCAACAAGCUCGACGGCGGUGUAUACGCGAUCAAGAAGAUCAGACAAAACACCGCUUCUGCUCUCUCCGAUGUUCUGUCGGAAGUUAUGCUGCUCUCUAAGAUGAAUCAUCCGUAUGUCGUACGUUACUACUCCGCCUGGCCGGAGAAUGAAUUGGGGAGUGCCAUCGACACCGAGACGGAAACAGAAUCAGUAGUGACUACAGAAGAUACAGUGUCUAACAGCGGCCUCGAUAUACAGUUCACAAGGAGCAACACUGGCGGUCUUGACUUCAUAAGCUCCGGAAUCAAUAUCGAGUUUGGGGACGAUUCUGAAGAUGAGAGUGAUACGGAAGAUGAGUUCUCUGAUGCUGAUAGCGAAAGUGCAUCAAGUUCGAAAUCUCGCGGAAUCCGAACCACUCUCUACAUCCAGAUGGAGUUCUGCGAGCGUCAAACAUUGCGCGACUUGAUCCGUAGUGGUCUCUACAAUGAUGCAAACAAGGGAUGGCGUCUCCUUCGCCAAAUACUUGAAGGCCUGGCUCAUAUUCACAGCCACGGAGUUAUUCACAGGGACCUCAAACCUGACAAUAUCUUCAUUGAUACUGCCAACAACCCCCGGAUUGGUGAUUUUGGCCUUGCGACAACGGGCCAGUAUCAGAUUGCUGACCGCGUCGCCACUUUUGGAAGCACGGCAACCAAUACUCAAGGAGACCAGACUCAUAGUGUUGGCACAACCUUUUACAUCGCGCCCGAGUUGAAGUCAGGUGUCAGUGGGACCUAUGACAGCAAAGUCGACAUGUACUCGCUGGGUAUCAUCUUCUUUGAGAUGUGCUAUCCACUGAAGACGGCCAUGGAAAGAAGCGAGGAGAUCACAAAGCUCCGUCAAAAGGAGCACGCUCUGCCUGAUUGCUUUCAGUCAUCGGACAAGGCCAUACAAGGAGAAAUCAUCCUGUCGCUUAUCAACCAUCGGCCGAUCAAGGACUACGCCUGGGAUCUCAAUGCAACGAACGGACCGCAUGAGCAGAAGGCGAGUACUUUGGUUCUCCAAGAGCUGGUGGAAGACAAGUUGAGCGCCGUUUUCCGAAGACACGGUGCCGUCAAGACAAGAAGGCAGUUGCUUUUCCCUACGUCGGCUCAUUAUGAAGAACAAAACGUCGUGAAGCUUUUCGACUCCUCUGGGACACUUGUUCAGCUACCUUACGACUUCACAUUGCCCUACGCUCGGUCAAUCGCUAGACAAGCCCCUCCUGUAGAAAAGACAUACACCAUCGGCCACGUCUACCGCGACGCAUUCACAGGAGGCGCACCUCGUAGCAACGGAGAAGCCGAUUUCGACAUCAUUUCGUACAACAGUCUUGAUCUCGCUUUGAAGGAAGCGGAGGUGGUCAAGGUCGUGGACGAGUCCUGCCGUAUAGCUCCGUCGCUACGCCGCUCCGUCAAGCAGAUUCUCAACAGGCUGAACAUCCAAGACUGGACGUGGCAAAAGAUUCGAAAUGACCUGCGUUCCCCCACUGUUGGUGUGUCAUCUACCUCGCUUGAUGACUUGGCCAAGUUCGAUUUCAGCACUGAAUUCUUGGACAAGACUCAUGCGAUCUUCGCUCACUUACGCACCGUUCUUGGCUAUCUCAAGAAGUUCAAUGUCCGGCGCCAGAUCAAGGUCAACCCUCUCGGCACAUUCAAUGAAAAGUUCUACGCUGGUGGCUUCAUGUUCCAAUGCUUGUAUGACACAAAGAGGCGCGAUGUCAUCGCCGCCGGAGGUCGAUACGAUGCCCUGAUUGAGGAGCACCGCUCCAAAGCGCAGGUAGCGUCAAUGGCACGUCUCCACAAGAAGGCUAGCAAGAACAACUUUCUCAAGAAGUCGACCGAAGAUGACUCAGGACCUGGCCAAUGGGCAACGCGACGUUGCGACGUCCUCAUCGCCUGCUUCGACUCUGCGGCACUCCGUUCCACCGGCGUAAAAAUGCUCGGCGAGCUGUGGGCUCACGAUGUCAGUGCUGAGCUCUCAAUUGACGCGCGGUCGCCGGAAGAACUUAUCUCGCACCAUGCCGAUGAAAAGCACUCAUGGAUCGUCAUCAUCAAGGCCGACGCAAUCAACACCGGCAAGCCCGAUCUCAAGGUCAAGUCACUGGUUCGCAAGGAAGACACGGACCUCCGCAGCUCCGAGCUACUCUCUUACCUCCGCCAGGAGAUGCGCGAACGCGACCACCGUGAGGGCCGCGCCGCCGCCCGCCUUAACUCCAGCCGCCUCCUCGGAGCGGGCGCGAGCAACGGCCACGAAGGCCACAGCACGCACGGUGGGACCGCCGACGGCGGCGGCGUCCCCGUCAGCGGCGGCCGCAGCUCCAACAAGCCCAGUGGUGGCGUCGGAGCGGGUGGGACCGGCAACACGAACAACGUCCAGGUGCUCAUGGCGCAGCACCGCUCCAAGAAGAGCAACAAGUGGAGCAUCGUCGAGGCGGCGCAGGCGCGCACCCGCGAGCUGCUGGCGUCGUACGCGGACGGGCCCAUCGCCGCGAUCGAGACCAAGGACGAGAUCCUGGACAUGGUGCGCGAGACCAGGCUGAGCGAGCCGGAUUCGUGGCGCCGCGUCAUUCAGAGCGUGCCGUUGGCCGAGAGGCAGUAUCUGCAGGAGGUGCACGCGAUGUUGGAGGAGUAUCGCAGGAAGUGGGAGGCCGACGGCAAGGCGACCGAGGGGAGGGCUGCGUUCGUGUAUAAUUUCCGGACUGGCGGCGUGGUCAUGUAUGACCUAGGACUUUGA